UAUCCAAUAGCCAAGUUGACUUUUGAUGACGAAAUUCGGAUUCGGACAUGUGCCAAACUGAUAUUCUACCGUGGCUUACCCAGCAUGAAAGUUAGUGAUUUAAUGAAUUUACUGAUUCUUUCAUACUGGGUAAAAACUUGUCAUUCCAUCGCAAAUUCACUUGUUUAUUUGAAGAAAAUCAUGCAGCGUUCUACUGUAUCAUUAAAAAGAUAAAUAUAUUUUAUAUUUAGUUUUUUUGUAUAUUAAUAUAUUAGAGCAUAUACAAAUUUUUUAAAGCCAGAAAAACUCGAGACUAACAUACUUACCUAUCUACUCAAGACAAAUAAAGAAAAUUAAUAAAAAUGAAUACUAUUAGACGUGACUAUCACGAAAUUAUAGACGUUCUUAGUGAGUCAAUUAAUUUAACGGAAUCGAUCCCAAUACAUAAUGAAACUGAAGAUUUUGAGCCUAUAUUUGCUGACGAUUAUUCAACCCAAACAAAUACGUAUACACCAAAUGAGGAAAUAAUUUCAACAGAGAAUGAACAUGAUAUCCAUUUACAAGAGUCUAACAACUCAUCAAUCGGAAAUAUUAAUUUUUUUAGAUAUAAACGAGAACACAAUGGUGCAAGAUCUAAAGGGCAAACUAUGCAAAUAAAUAAUUUGGCUCAAAAUAAUUCAAAUGUAGACCGAAUUGCUUUAAGUUCAGACAGUGAAGACGAAUACAUUUGUAGUUCAACCGAAGACGUACAAAAUUUAGGAACCUCUAAUUUUUUGAAUCAAAACAAUCAUAAUGAAGUUCGUGUUGAACAAAAUUUUCGAAUACUGUUUGAUGGAUCCUCAUCGUGCGAGCUCGAACCAAAUCAUAUUGAAUGUAGAUGUCAUAGAAAACGUAUUUUAAGAAAUACAAGUUUCUCACAAAUCCAAAACAACAAAAAUACAUUACAAAAUUCUCUUUCAAUAAACUCACUUGAUCCAUUACCAGGCCCGUCUGGUCUGAGUCUGUCAAUACAGGCUCAAGCAUCACAAAAUAACUGGAGUACUGAAAAUACUGAAAGUAAUCGAUCAGGAGUGAGCGACGUUUUGACUGCACCUGAGCUUCAAUUAGAUUUUUUUUCAGACUCCAGUAACGACUCUACUGAAACUGAAACAAAUAAUGAAGCUACUGGUUCACAACCGUCGGGUCACCUUAUCAGUUCUAGCAGAACUAAUAAUAGAGAUGGACUAUUUAACAAUAGAAGCUAUGGUCGUCAACCUAAUACAAGAGAUUUCUACAGUAGAAGUUCACACGGCUCUGCUGGUCCAAUGCGAUCCUAUAAUCGUCAACUAGUAGGCCGAAACGAUAAUUUAUACAGAAGACGGUUUUAUCAUAAUUUUUCACAGUCUUCCACAUACAUUCCCCAUCAAAGGCUAUGGCAUCAACAAUAUCAUUUUCAAGAAAUGUAUAGACGUUUUAUGUCAAACAAUUACGAUGAAAGAAAUAGUAACAACAGUACAAAUUCAAAUUCUUCUAAUUGGCGAAGGUAUGAGCAACUUGAUCCAUAUUCAUAUCUUAGGUUGAACCUUCGAGGUACUGAUGAUUCAACUUUGUACUUUCCUUCCACUAACACAUAUCUAAAUAGAGGAGCGUCACAGCUAUUUGUAUUUCUUUUUUUCCAGGAAAUUAUCGAAAAAUAUACGUUGUGCUACAAAUUUUCAACUAUAAAUGAAAGUUUUAACAACGAAAAGUGUUCUAUAUGUUUAUCAAAUUUUAAGGAAGUUACAUUUGUUAGACGAUUGCCUUGCCUGCAUUUUUAUCAUUGUGAAUGUAUAGAGUAUUGGCUGCGGCUAAAUAGUACAUGCCCUGUUUGUCGAAUAGAUAUUCAAAAAAAGUAACACUCGUAUAAAAUUACAUUUAAAAUAAAGAAAGAAUUAAGAUAUUUAAGUAAUUAGAUUUAUUUCAGAAUAUUUAAUAUUUAUGUAUAAUAAUGAUAAGUAUAAGUAUAAUAAUAAAUUUAAAUAAAAUAUAUUUAAAAUAUUGA
Messenger RNA from Culicoides brevitarsis, 1999 nucleotides. RefSeq lists its product as uncharacterized. Gene Ontology annotation, biological process: protein ubiquitination; ubiquitin-dependent protein catabolic process. Bases 342 to 1853 code for a protein of 503 amino acids. Lineage: Eukaryota; Metazoa; Arthropoda; Insecta; Diptera; Ceratopogonidae. Gene Ontology annotation, molecular function: ubiquitin protein ligase activity. The record is from RefSeq and is a predicted model, not a curated record. The transcript has 12 exons.